UUUAAAUUAAAAAGCAAAUCAAAUCAUAUCAAAAAAUCAUUUAAUAAAGCUUUUCACAAAUAUUCUGUAUUAAAUUCAUUAAUAUUUAAGUAAUAAUUUAGUUAAAAGUUUGUUUAAAGCAAACAAGAUUUAUUAUGGAAAUUAGAAGCAUUGCAAGAACUCAAAAUAGUCAUAAAAAUGAGAAAAAGUACUUUGAAAUACUGUAAGAAUACACUUAAAAUUAAUUAAGUCUUUUGAAUUAAGUUAAAAAUGAGUUCAUUAAGGAGGAACUAAAAAACAUUUGUCAUUAUAUUCUAUCUAAAACAGAUCUUUUGCUUUUAAAUAUUGAAGUGAUGUAUAUUAUUAUAAGCAGACUUUAACAAAUUUCUGCUGAAUUUUCAAGUGAGAUUAAUAUAGAUCAUUUUGCUUAGAUUAACUAGAUUCCCAUAUCAAGCGAAUUAAGUUUUGUAGCUAACUUCAAUUCAAAUUGUCAGUUUUUAAAAUUAAAAGCUAAAACAAAAAUAGGAGAGAGAGUUAAAAGAGAUAAAAAGAAUCAGGAAUUCCAAUCGUCUCUUUAAUCUACAAAAUAUGAAAUCCUUUUAGAUCAAGAUUUCUAAAAAUAAUUUGAUUUCUUUGAUGCUAGCAUUUAAAAUUAUUAUAAUUUUGUUUACGAUGUGAAAUAUAAUUCAAACUACCUCCAGUUAUAAUUGCAAUAAUAAAGAAGCGGUUAAUCAACUGAAAAGCAAAGAUAAAUAGAGACAGAUAUAUAAAAGCUUAAGAAUAAGAAUUACUAAAUACAUUUUAGUAGAAUAAUUAGUGAAAACACUGAUGAAAUAGAUUCUUUUAUUUUACAAGCUAAUGUUACUUAAAAAAACUAAAAUUAGAUUCUAAAUAAUAAAGUAAACUAGACUUCUCCUUAAGUGCUCAACUAAAAAAACCCUAAAGAUUUACAUUAAAACAAAUAAAUAAAUUAAACGCCUUAACAGCUAAAUAAAAUCAACAUACCAAACCAAAAAAAUAAUUAAAAUCAAAACAAAAUUCUAAAUUAGAUAAAUAAUGAUAAAAUACAAUAAAAUGAAAAUCAAGAUUUAAGCUAAGGAAGUAAAUAUGUUCUACCAUUAGCUAAAGUAUUUUAUUAUUAAAAUGCAUUUGGAGAAGACUACUAUGUACAACUAAGAGAAUAAGAAGAAUAUUCUCUAAUGGAUGUUAUUAAUGAGCUUGAAAAGAAAUAGCUUAGAUAUAGUGAGUAAGAAAUGAUUGCCAUUCUUUCUAACAUAUUUGAAGGAAUUUUAUAUUUUCAUGACAGAGGCUAUGUAUUAGGCAGCUUUUCUCCUUUUGAGGUUGUUUUUCACUAGGAAAGAUGGAAACUAAAGCACAUAAAUCAAAUGCAGUUAAAGGGUUAACAAAAUUAAGGAAAAGGCUUAAAUAGUUUGUAUUAAGUGAAAGGGUACUUUGAAUUUAUGUCACCGUAGCAACAACAACUUUUAAAAAUGAACACAACAGUAGGUAAUUAUAAUGCUCAAGCUUCUGAUUUCUAUAAUUUAGGAACUUUGAUUAAUGCUUUAUCUUCUCCAAAAUAAUAAUACUCUCCUUUUUUCAAUUAAAUUAUAAAACAAUUAACGGACUAUGAUUCACUUGCAAGAAUGGAUACAAAAAAUAUUAGAAAUUUACUUUAACCUUACAAAUUUUGUAUUAGGAAAGGCUUAGAUAUUACUAAGUAGAAAGAUAGUUUUAUAAACUAUAAAAAGUUAUAUCAAUCUUUUAUGUCACUGGGAAGUAAAUCUUUAGCAAUAAGUUCAGUUCAUGCUGCUCAUCCAAAAGAAGAUUACCACAGUUUUAUUGAAAAAGGAUUCUUAUUUUAAGUAUUUAACGAACAUGCUGAUGCAAUUACUUAUUACAGGAAAGCAGAAUAAAAUGCCCUUUAACAAAAUAAAUUAUACAAUUUAAUUCCAAUAAACAACAAUAUUGGUUAAAUAUUAUUAAAGAACGGUAAAUAUGAUUAGGCUCUCUAAUCCUUUUAGAAAGCUGUAGAUGUUUCAAGGCAAGUCUCUUCUUUAAAUAGCUUAGAGUAUGCUAAAUCUUUAGAGAAUUUAUCAAACGCUUAUACAAAUUUAUAAAAGUAUAAAGAAGCAGAAAAAGGUUUUGAAGAGGUGUUAAAUAUAAAAAAGAAACUUAUUCGAAGUGAAAACGACAUGCAAUUUAGUAUAACAUAUAAUAAUUUAGGGAUUGUUUAGGAGAAAUAAGAUAAAAAAUAGCAAGCGAUAGCUAAUUUUAGAAAAGCUAUUGAUGUUAUGCAAUUUCAUUUAGGAACAACAAAUCCAGACAUAGCUCUUUUUAAUGAAAAAAUAGGUGAUCUUUUUUUCAGUUUACCUGGUAGAUAAGAAGAUGCAUUAAAUCAUUACUAACAAAGUUACAAAAUCUACUCUGCAUUAAAAGAUGCAAGUUAGAUCCAUAAAAUUUCAGAAAAAAUAAAAAGAAUUCAAACAAAAUCUCAAAAAUGAAAAUAAUUAAACAUAUUCAUUCAAUAUUUGCUUACUUAUUUUAUAUAAUUUAAAUUAAU
Molecule: messenger RNA, 2539 nt
Organism: Tetrahymena thermophila SB210
Lineage: Eukaryota; Ciliophora; Oligohymenophorea; Hymenostomatida; Tetrahymenidae
Product: tetratricopeptide repeat protein
Exons: 3
Biological process (GO): protein phosphorylation
Molecular function (GO): protein binding; ATP binding; protein kinase activity
Source: RefSeq, a predicted model, not a curated record